Messenger RNA from Diprion similis, 3551 nucleotides. RefSeq names its product polycomb group protein Psc-like. The transcript is spliced from 6 exons. Gene Ontology annotation, cellular component: PRC1 complex. The record is from RefSeq and is a predicted model, not a curated record. Bases 448 to 3123 code for a protein of 891 amino acids. Gene Ontology annotation, biological process: negative regulation of transcription by RNA polymerase II. Lineage: Eukaryota; Metazoa; Arthropoda; Insecta; Hymenoptera; Diprionidae. Gene Ontology annotation, molecular function: promoter-specific chromatin binding.
GGUGAUCGGUUGUGCGUUAACCUCUCCGCGUCACGCUUACAUCGUGAGUCGCCCUCCUCUCCCACCCUCACCCUCCAGCCCUCGCUCGUUCUCUCUCCCCUCCUCCCCCCACCCUCGCCUCAUCGACGCUAUUCCGACGACUGAAGUUCGGGUUUUUAACGCUUCGUGCAACAUGGCGCUGACUGUACCGCUGUUCAUGAUUCUCCGUGGAUCACCGCAACUGCCUAUGGAUAUACGUGGACACAACUACCAGCACUACUAUCGCCGUUGCUCCUGCUAGUCAACUGCUCUGUCGCUCAGCGGUGUUUGGAUUAUUCUCUGUGGAUCUUUAUAUGCGUUGGUUUUUCAUUCCGUGUUUAGCCUGGAUUUUGUUUGAGCAGUAAAACAAAAGAAAGCAGCAGGGAGAAGGGAGAGACAGAAAAAAAGAAGUAAAACUUAGUAGUAAAUAUGGCGGGUAUGGGAAGGAGAACGUAUCUCCGAGAUGUGAACCCCUAUCUGAUAUGUCCUCUCUGCAGAGGAUACCUCGUAGAUGCCACUACCGUCGUCGAAUGCCUCCAUUCAUUCUGUAGAAGCUGCAUACUAAAGCAUUUGAGCGCAGAAGCUCAUUGUCCAACGUGCAAUCAUGUCCUGAAUAAUGCCAAACCCGAUAUCAAGGCUGACAAGGCAUUACAGGACAUCGUCUAUAAAUUGGUACCCGGACUUUAUCACAAAGAAAUGAGGAGAAGACGGGAAUUCUAUAAGAAACACCCCGAGCACGCCGAUUCGGCCACGCCAGAACAAAGAGGCGAGGACGUUAGUGGGAGAUUGAUUUUUGCCCCCGAAGAUGCAGUAAGCUUGAGUCUGGAGUACUUGCCUCCCGGUGCCGACCCCUUGACCUUGGGGCCGACGACCAACGAUAUGGAUUCCAUUCACCGCAAUAUGAACAAUAACAACAACAACAACGAUAACGCCAAUAGAAGAUACCUCCAGUGUCCAGCUUUGGUAACAAUCGCGCAUUUGAAGAAAUUCUUGGCUCUCAAGUACAGUGUUGACCUAACUCGAUACACCAUCGAAAUUUGCCAUCGAACUGCUCCUCUACCUGAACACUGGACCCUCAUGGAUGUUGCCUAUAUGUAUGCGUGGAAAAGGAAUGCACCGAUGAGAUUUUUCUAUCGUAUCGCGCAAGAAGAACCCCGGCUAGAGGCCCCGCCUCAUGAUCGACCUUCGACUCCAGGCCUUGGCGCAAGCUUACCUCCCAGUGAUUCUGCUCUAGAUGAUACCAAUGAUAUCAAACAUGAGAAAGAGUCCGAACAAAUAGUUGUCGAUACGAAAGAAGCGCCACAGGUAAAAAGCCCCAUAAAGAUAUUGAAAAAUUCUGAAGGUCGGUAUGAGGUUCUGAAGAGUCCUACAACUCAGAAUCCUCUCAUGCCCACGAAUGGCAAUAGUUUGGAACAAAAAAAUCUCAGUCCAGAGUUCAGUGUCGUUAGCAUCGGGGAUGGGCAGAAUUCGAAUGGAGUUAAAAUAACACUCAAGCAGUGCUUGCCGAAUACUCUGACCUUGAAGAAACCAAAAGUGAUCAGUAACGUUGUGCUGCGUCGCUGUCCAAUCAAAAACGAUGUUCAAAAACCUUUGAAUAUCGAGCAGGUCCAGCUGCAGAGGUCGACGAAUCAGGCCAAAACGCCAAUCACUGGGGAUAAAACUGUGAUGGGAAAAGAAAAAAAAAGUGUAAAAGAUACGGCGAUAGAAUUGCAACAGGAUAAGCAAAAGCGUAAAGUAACUUUUGGUGAAACGCCUGCUGUGUCUGCGUCACCUAAAGUCAAACUGAAUGGCGACUGUGCAACUGUAACUAACAAGAAACCAGCGGAGCUCACGGAAAAAAAACAAUUCCUUCAAAGCUUUCAACUCACAGCCAGAGAUUCUAAGAAUGAAGCACCGGUGCCAAAGGAUUCGGUAAAAAAUGUCGGUCCUAAAGUUGAUGUUUAUACUUUCCCAAACGAACCUUCUCCACUGCCGGCCGGUGCUGUUAAAAGAAAAUGUCCCCCUGGUCUGCCGAUAUUCGAAGCUAAACGACGAAAACUUCCGUUCCAAAAUCAACCGAAAAAACUUACCGUGAAACCGCUGAACAGGCUCAAAACUAGCCAGCAACCGCAAACACCGAAUUCUACCAGUUUGGGUGCAAAUUGCGGUGGGAAUCCUGCGGGGAUUACGACACCGGCUACGUCGAUAGCCGUGAGUACUGCUUGCGUUAAGUCUACUAGUCCCAAUGUUUACAGUAACACUCGAAAUUUAUUGGAUGGAUGCGGACUGAAUAUUCCGGCUAGCCUUAGCAUCACUCUGACAGCACCAAAGUCGCCAAGUAGUAGUAACAGCGCAGGGACUGACCCCGGAAACUUGAAGGACAACCAGAUGAGCCUGUUGAAUAAAGUUAAUCCGAGCAUUACGUUAAACGAUCGAUCAGUAGACCCGAGAGUUCUGAAAGCCCUGAAAACGGGCCAGAUCCGAAUGCCAGCGCCGAGUAAAACGAAGCCGAGAAAUCAAUCGGAUAGGGAAAUAAAGAUCAGCCCUAAACGAAAGAAGGAUCAGGACCAGCUAGGAGAAGAUGCCCUGGACCUUAGCGGUGGCAAAAAAAUUGACAUUCAUCCGCUCAGGAUUCCCCAGCCAGUUUCGAAACCCAAAGGUAAAUCCGCCGCGGCCGCUACCAGGGAGAAUAACAUCGCUCUAGGACAGGUCGUCACCCUCGUUGGCGGGCAACGGUAUUACAGAGCUCCGCCUGGGUCGCUCACUCCGGCCGCGCAUCGAGUAACUGAUAUUCCUUCACCCGCGAGUACCAGAACUCCUGUUUACGCUCCGUCUUGUCUGCCUAGCCCCACCGGUAGCAGCAGAUCAAGCCUGUCCUCCGUUUUUCCCAGUCUACAGAGCCUGUUUGCCCUUAGCCAAGCGCAAAAUAGACAACAGUUACAAAUAGAGGCUAGACUAAGGCUGCCCCAAACAGAUGCAAACUCUCCUAACAGUCCAAGCAAAAGCCAUCUCGCUGCUCAGUGUGCACCUAUAAAACCUGCGAGAUCUUCUGUCACGUCAUUGGCAGUUCCCAUUAUUAAACAACCGAACAACGCGACUCUGCCUUGCGAGGGCACGCUACGUUGACGGUGCUUUCGGUUUUUGUUUUUAUUUCUCUCAAUAUCACGAACAAUGUUAGCAAAGUGUGAAAUUAGUGUAAACUUAAUUCUAUAUGUCUCUCGCGAUAUAUUGGCAACCAAAGACUUGGACAUUUUUGUACUGGCUUACUGAACUCCUUUAUACCAGACUGAAGUAUGCGACAAAGUGAGUGAAUAUAACGACGCUGAUCUUUAUUUGAUAAAAGUAUUUGAUCUUACGUUUGUGUUGAAGACAUUAAGAAAGAGGUCGAGGAUAGGGACGGACUAAUACGAAUAUGCUUAGUAAAUAUUGUUUGGUUUAUUAUUAAUUUAUUGAACUGAAGACGUGAAAAAAGUAUUUGUAGGAUUAUGUGAACAGGCUGUUUCAACGAAAAAUAUUAUUACUGCUGUCUCAAUUGUUAUCAACGACACUCUUUU